Molecule: messenger RNA, 558 nt
Organism: Dentiscutata erythropus
Lineage: Eukaryota; Fungi; Glomeromycota; Glomeromycetes; Diversisporales; Gigasporaceae
Source: the annotation of a GenBank genome assembly
AUGAAUAGACAACUCAAUCUUAGUUCCAAUUAUGAAAAAGAAAUAGAAACUUCCAAAGAAAAAGUAGCUGAUAAUUCCGAUAGACAAAAUGUAAGUGGUGAUUCUACUAGACAAAAUGAAAGUGGUGAUUCUACUAGACAAAAUGAUAACUUCCACAACCAACAAGGAAUAGGCACUGACAAAAAUAAAAAAAAAACAUUUCGCCAAACUUUUUUUUUAACCCCUAAAUAUAAUAAAAAUUCGAUUUAUAGUUCACCAACAAGAAAUGGUACUCCUAAUCGUGCACAAGUUUGUUGUGAGGCAACACAAGAGUGGAACAAAAUUAAAACCAAAAGCAUGGAGGAAAUAAACAACAUAAUAAAGGCAUAUUUGACUACGCUAUUUAAUCUAUAUAACAUACAAACAAUGAAAUUAAGAAAUUUUGUGUCUGAAGAAAACUUAGCGCCUUUCUAUUUUACUAUCUAUUCAGUAGAAGACCCUGUACCUGAAAUUCCACCAAAUGUAGUAGCACAAAAGAAUGCAGCAAACGCAAUCGAAAUAGCUAAAAAAAUCUUUUAG